This is a messenger RNA of Hypoxylon fragiforme, 2249 nucleotides long. Its product is annotated as phosphoserine phosphatase serb. Gene Ontology annotation, biological process: dephosphorylation; L-serine biosynthetic process. The transcript is spliced from 2 exons. Lineage: Eukaryota; Fungi; Ascomycota; Sordariomycetes; Xylariales; Hypoxylaceae. Gene Ontology annotation, cellular component: cytoplasm. The coding region runs from base 655 to 2076 and encodes 473 amino acids. The record is from RefSeq and is a predicted model, not a curated record. Gene Ontology annotation, molecular function: L-phosphoserine phosphatase activity; magnesium ion binding.
GUAGCUCUUCGGCUCAGCUAAGUUCAAUGUUCAACCUCACCAGUGCUUCACCUAAAACUUUGGUACCGUUGUACACGCUGGACAUAAGUAAAAAGAAGCGUUGAAAAACAUUGCAGGCUAUUUACCUGGCCAAUGACAAGUCGAGUAGAGACCCAACCACCAGGAACGGUGGGUUUUCUUGGGGGUUUCUGGAUUUUUAUUAACGUUUUAACUCCGGUGCAUGUGCUCCACCAAGACGAUUUUACAGCUAAGGAAAGCACCCUAAGGAAAAGCACCCCGCGCAAUUUGUGAACUGAACUUCAUUUCUUCAAUGUUCAAUGCUCCUCCAGUAAAAGAGAACGGAAUCAUAUCAUUCCUAUCGGUAUCGCUCAUGCUCACCUAAGAUAUACCAAAAACCCUCCCUUGUACGAGCCUCAUCUUUGACAGCUUACAUACAUCCUAAAGCCAACUUUUACUUCUCUAUAAGUGCAGACCAUACGCUAUAAGUAUUCAAGUUGUAUCUUAUUAGUCACUCCGUUUCGUACCGUACCUAUAUAUAUCAUAUUUAUAUAUAUAUAUAUAUAUAUAUAUAGGAAAAAGGAAAAACAAAAAGAGGGAAGGAAGAAGAGAAUUAAAAGAAAGAAAAGGAAAGAAAAUCCUUGGUUCCAUUCCAUCAUGGCCGCCGAUGAAAGCCCCGCACAUCAGAACUCAGGUCGACCUCAGUUGUCAUCCAUGAGAACUAGUUCCUAUCUAAAAGAGCAUCAGCAGUAUCGUCCCCCUAAGCAUCUGGACAGCCACUUCGGCAUAGAUACUGUUGUCGAAGACCUCCAAAGCUCUAGAAUAUCCCCUCCCAAGUCUUUCAGCCCUUUUAAUGGCGUACCAUCCAAAGACGAACCACCGCGCAUUCUUGAAGGCGCUAGUCACGACUUCUCCCAUCCCAACUGCGCUCCCACUCGAGGCACCAAAUCAGAUAAGCUUGUAGCUACCCUGGUCUACAAGUCUGCGUCCCCUCGCAAUCGUAAUGCUAACCCCUCCCCACGAAUCGCUCCAUCCUCCUCCGACAUUCCUGCCAACCUCGCCCCGACUACCAAUAUCGACUCCUUUCCUUUGGAGCCACCCACUCCGUCCGAGCCCGAAUCCUUGGACCAUCUGUAUGGUUCAUACAUCUCUCCACUAUGUCUCACAUCCUUCCUUCAUCUCAUGUCCACCUUUCCCCUGCCGCGAGGUGUUGAGGAGACCACUUCGUCCCAUCGCUGCCUAGAUGAUCCGGAGCAUCCGCUGGUUGUCGAGUUGACUUUAUCUCCGGCGCCUUCGCCUAGCUAUCUCUCGCUGGCCGAUCUCCGGAAGCAUGAGUUGAUCUACCGAUUUGAACGUGAAUGGAACGUUGACGUUGCGCUGCAGCGCGAUACCAUUUGGCGGCGCUACCCGCGCCUGGUCGUCUUCGACAUGGACAGCACUUUAAUCACACAAGAGGUGAUCGACCUACUCGCGGCGACAAUCAAGGACCCGCCUGAUCUGGCUGCCAAGGUUGCAAAUAUUACCCAUCGAGCUAUGCUGGGGGAGCUCGAAUUUGAUUCCGCCUUCCGGGAGAGAGUUGCUCUGCUCAAGGGGCUUCCGGCCACCAUCUUUGAGCAGUUGCGACCGGUGUUGGACAUCACGAAGGGGGUUCCAGAGGUCCUGAAGGCUUUCAAGAGGUUGGGUGUUAAGACGGCUGUGUUGUCUGGGGGCUUUAUGCCACUGACCAGUUGGCUGGCUGGUGAGCUAGGCAUCGACUAUGCAUAUGCGAACGAGGUCGUCAUAGAUGACUCGGGGCGUCUGACAGGUGAAGUGAAGGGUCGCAUCGUCGGCAAGGAGCGAAAACAAGAACUACUUCUGGAAAUUGCUAAGAAAGAAGGAAUCGCUCUUGAACAAGUCGUGGCGGUAGGCGAUGGUGCCAACGACCUCCUGAUGCUUGACACGGCAGGCUUGGGUGUGGCCUGGAACGCCAAACCGAGGGUGCAGUUGGAAGCUGGUGCGCGACUGAAUGGCAAGAGUUUAGUCGACCUGUUAUAUCUAUUCGGACUCACUAGUGAGGAGGUGGAUAUGCUGACAGCAUAGAUCUGAUCGGCUACAUAGGGGGGAUAUGACGAGAAGAACUUUCCGUCCUGGAGAUUUCUUACCGGUUGCUUUCAUAUGCGCCAAGCUAUCGUUUGGGACGGUGAUACAGAUGCAUUUCUAUCACGUUUCUUGCCCCUUUCUGAAAACUAUCAUUGAUAUGCUAGUGACUAUAC